Messenger RNA from Pectinophora gossypiella (pink bollworm), 1965 nucleotides. Its product is annotated as zinc finger protein 583-like. Gene Ontology annotation, molecular function: DNA-binding transcription factor activity; RNA polymerase II cis-regulatory region sequence-specific DNA binding. The coding region runs from base 204 to 1934 and encodes 576 amino acids. The transcript has 10 exons. The record is from RefSeq and is a predicted model, not a curated record. Lineage: Eukaryota; Metazoa; Arthropoda; Insecta; Lepidoptera; Gelechiidae. Gene Ontology annotation, biological process: regulation of transcription by RNA polymerase II.
GAGUACUUUUGAUUUCAUAGGUACUAUUGAUUUUCACGUAAUUUGUCAUAAUUAUUCAAAACUAAACAGUAAUACUUGUUAAAAACACUUUAAGUCACUCUCCCUUCCAGUGUUCCUAACAUAAAGAAGUUUUUAUUGAUUAAACUUAAUAAAACUCAAAUAAAUGUUUCUAUGUGGUUUUUACGUGAAUUUACGUUGAAAUAAUGGAGCAAUCACCAUUCAACAUGGUCCCUGAAUUUUACACAGUAAAGGUUGAAUCUGAUAGAGACGCUUGUGAAGGGUGCCUUAGCACAGACCGAAAACUAUCGCCUAUAAAUGACAAUAUGGAUUUAUUUAUAUACUUGCUGGGUGACCGUCCUAAAAUUGAAUCAGAGUUUAUUCUGCUUUGCUGGGAGUGCUUAGCGAUAUUGAAGAAGAUACAGCGGUUUAGAAACAGGGUGCAAGACGCUCAGAGGACACUACAACGAGAAUUAUGUCCACAGAAACAAAUACAAAGUCUGUCAACAAUUGGCAGAAUAAAACUAGAGCCAGUGCAUUUAACAGAUAAAGAAACAUCUCACGAUACUACUAUGCAUGAUACAUCACAAACAUUCGUAACAGAAAUGCCUAAUACUAUUAUAAAUGCUCAAAAGAUGGCGCCACCUGACGUAGAAGUUAUAAAUUUUAUAGAAGACUUACAAAUAAAGGAAGAAGUAGAUUCUGAGAUCCCUCUAGAAGAUACAGUUGACGCACAGGAGAUAAAAGAAGAAGUUAAAGAUAUAAGUGAAAAAAAGGUUAAACGAGAAAGAAGGAAACACCAUGAAGGAUUUAAAAAGAUAGUGAAAAUAUGUAAAAAUCCUAAUGUCGAUUUAGACAAUCAUGAAAGCUGUUACUUCAAAGAUGCUCUAAGUGUGACUGAGAUAGAAAAUAUGGGGAGUUCCGUAAGAGAGAAGGUGUUAAAAAGCAAUAAGUUGGUCUGCAAGGAAUGUUUGAAACUUUUUAAACAUAAAAGUGAUAUGAAUAUGCAUAAUACUUACUGUCAUGUUAUGAAAGAGUCCGAAGGCCCGUUCGUCUGUCUAGAAUGUAACGCUAAGUGUGAAGACAGGCCGUCACUGGAGGCCCACUGGAGUAAGCAUAACAUCAUUAACCGUUGCAAGGAAUGUGGUUGGGCGACCUCCGUGCUUUAUAACAUGAAGCAUCACGCGGAGACGCAUGCGUACUUGUGGCGUUGCCGCUUGUGUCCUGAACUUGUUGUGCGAACGCGGCGCGAUUUCAUCUACCACUACCAAGCUGUUCAUAAACGAGCAAUAUGUGACUAUUGUGGGAAAAAGUGUGAGUCUAAACCUGCCGUCCUGAAACAUAUGAGAAGCUGUCACAUACCCAUAGAAUGCAAGAUAUGUAAACUCACAUUCAAGCAGUACGGGCGUUUGAGCAGGCAUAACACACUCAGCCAUCCAGAGCUGGUGAAUAAGACAUCUCCUAAGGAAUUAGCGUACUGUGUGGAGUGUGACAAGCAGUACGCCAGCGAAGCCAAAUACAGACUGCACCUAAGUACAUCUGUUGUACAUAACCCUAAAGUUAGAGAGAGUUGGAGUAAGAAGAUACCAUGUCCAGAUUGCGGCAAGAUCUUCACUCGCACCAGCUAUAUGAACAAUCACUAUAAACUGAUGCAUAAGAAAGAGACAAAACAUUACUGCGCGCUAUGUGACAAGUACUUGGUGUCAGCGUGGUCCAAGAAACUCCACGUGCAAGGUGUACACCAGAAGAUCAGACAACCGAAGACUAAGGUCUGCGAUAUAUGUCACCGAGCAUUCUGUAGUAACGCUACGCUGGCGCGCCAUCGACGCACCCAUACUGGAGAGCGACCCUACGCCUGUCCACACUGCCCCGCCGCCUUCACGCAGCGAACGCCGCUAGUCACCCACGUGCGGACGCAGCACAAUGCUACCGUGUAAACAUACAUUUAAAUAAAUAUUAUACAGUGAC